UAUACUAGUAACUAUUGCAGAAGAACCCGUUUUUAAUUAAUCAUGUACUCUGCUGUUACUGCAAUUAAUUUGUUUGCAUAAGAAAUGUAUGGCAAACAGGUAGGAUCACAGGAAGCUGUUGAUCUGCGCCAUGGACAGUCUGUUGCCACAGAACACAGUUUUUCAUUAGCCUAAAAUAGAAGCAAUCCAUGAUCCAUUUUAACAUAAAACAGGAAUAACUUGUUCUGAACACUCAUUCUGAAAACUCUAACUACAAUCUGUUCCUCUCUAUAGAUCAAGGAAUAUGAACAAUCCAGGACAUUUGUUGUUGUGAAUUCAGUUAAUAUGUAGUGAUUCUAGAUGAGUAACCUGGAUAACUUCCAUUGUUGCACCUGCCAGAAGACGAAUUACAUUGUGAUGAGUUUCUUGACUGCUGCUUAUCCUUUGGGACCCGACCUGUUAAAGGAGUCAGCAUGGAGACGACCAAAGAAUGUUCUCAAGGUUGGAAACUUGGGUUACACGUAUGCUCAAUCUAGUGGGACACCGUUUGGACGUAAGAAAGGACUGGCGACCAGGCUGGCCGAUUCUUCAAUCAAGAAAUUGAUUCCACAUGACACUACAAUGAAAGAAUUAUUUACAACUGAACGUCCAUACACCCCUGAGCUCGAUCUGUCCGUAUCCACAAUCAGAGCAAUGAUUGCCAGUAGACAUCCGACGCGCCAACAGGUUGUUCAAUGGGAUUUCGAUACUCGAUGUUGGUUUGAAAGCGAUUUGCUCACACCAAGCCAACGAGCUCAGUGUAUUGAUCGAGGAAUAAUACCUGGUCUUCGUCUUGCAAACGGUCCAAAUCAAUAUGAAGGUCGGGUAGAAAUCUUGGUUGAUGGUCACUACCACGCAGUCUGUUCAGAUGGUUGGGAUAACGUUGAAGCCAACAUUGUGUGUGCCCAACUAGGAUAUUCUACUGGCCAAGCAACCUCAGGAAGCAGAUGGGGCUACAGCAAAAAGCCCUACGUUAUCAGCAAAGUAGGAUGUACAGGCAAUGAAAAAUACAUUCAAAAUUGUUUUCGAUACAACUUGGGAACAACCUACCAAGGUGGAUAUUGCCCCAGUUACCGAUAUGCUGGAGUCAAGUGCAAUCCAGGUGUUCGGCUUACUAGAAAUGGCCUAUCAACAACUAGUCCCAAUGGCUACCUACAAGUGUAUGACAGUUCAACUAAACAAUGGGGUCCUGUUUGUGGCGGAUCGGUCUGGGGUAACAGACAGCGCACGGAUGCCUGCCAACAAGCUGGGUUUGGCCCUGCAUAUUCUAUUUUACACACAGUCUUUGCAAGAAAGACUGCAAGUGGGCCUCAAACCAGUGCUCGUUGCCUCAGCAGCACAAACAAGCAAAUUGACUGCAACCAGGGUGUUCAAUGGGUAGCAUCUACCUGCACAAAGAGCACUGACAAUCCGUACAUCAGCUGUCAGAAACCAAUCCGUCUUGUUGGUCGCAAUCAAUAUGAAAGCAGGGUGGAGGUAUUGAACGGAGGUGUAUGGGGCACAGUGUGUGAUACGAAUUGGGAUGCCAAUGGUGCACAAGUUGUGUGCAAGCAGUUGGGGUACCACGACGGAGGUACAGCAUAUCGAAGUGCACUCUAUGGUCGAGGCCGUGGUCCAGUGUGGCUUGACAACGUAAACUGCUAUGGCAGUGAAAACGCGAUCACAGACUGUAAGCACAGUGGGUUCGGGCAAACAAGUUGUUCUCACGACAGAGACGCAUCGGUUCGUUGCAACCUACCACCUGUCAUCAAAGUUCCAUGUUGAAAGCUCCAGUUGCUGAGCGAAACAAUUAGCCAAUUGCUAACGAUUUAUACCCUGUUAAACAUUAGGUGUUCUCUAUACACUAAAAUUGGUGUAGUACUGUGAAACCAUCUUAACACU
This is a messenger RNA of Corticium candelabrum, 1899 nucleotides long. Its product is annotated as lysyl oxidase homolog 2-like. The coding region runs from base 340 to 1782 and encodes 480 amino acids. The transcript has 7 exons. The record is from RefSeq and is a predicted model, not a curated record. Gene Ontology annotation, cellular component: membrane. NCBI's taxonomy places the organism in Eukaryota, Metazoa, Porifera, Homoscleromorpha, Homosclerophorida, Plakinidae.